Messenger RNA from Rhododendron vialii, 1250 nucleotides. RefSeq names its product TLC domain-containing protein At5g14285-like. The coding region runs from base 215 to 952 and encodes 245 amino acids. NCBI's taxonomy places the organism in Eukaryota, Viridiplantae, Streptophyta, Magnoliopsida, Ericales, Ericaceae. The transcript has 2 exons. The record is from RefSeq and is a predicted model, not a curated record. Gene Ontology annotation, cellular component: membrane.
UCCAAAUAGUGAUUAAUUUAAAUUUAUAAAAGCUCAAAUUAAAAUCGAGCCGUUCAUACAAAAAUAGACGAUCGGAUCACGGCGGAUUCCCCGAUUUUCCUACCACAAAAUAAAGUUCUUCCCUGAUUUGGGAAUUUGGCGUCCACUCACUCUCUCUCUCUCUCAUUUGUAAAUACUGUACCUGUUACCCCUCUUCUCUCUCUAGCUAAUCCCCAUGGAACCUCCCCCCUUCUUCUCCCUGCCUCUCCCCACCUUCUUCCUCUUCUUCACAACCAUCUACUUCCUCGGCUAUUUCGUCAUCUUCCGCAACUGGAACGCCACCACCAGACCCCAAGCCUCCAGCUGCUUCCUCUCUCUCUCCCACGGCACCCCCGCCGUCGUCCUAUCCACCCUCUCUCUCCUCCAAAAAACCCCAAAAACCCACUUCAACUUCGCCUCCCCAAACACUCCCUUACAAAACCUCACCCUCGACUACAGCACUGCCUACUUCCUCGUCGACCUCCUCCACUACCUCCUCUUCGUCCCCACCGACCACCUCUUCAUCGCCCACCACGCCGCCACCCUCUACGUCUUCCUCACGUGCCGCUACGCCGUAAACCACGGGGCUUACCCCCUCUUGGUGCUCCUCGUCCUCGCCGAGGUCACCAGCGCGUGCCAGAACACCUGGACCCUGGCGGGGUUCCGCCGCGAGGAGUCCCCCGCGGCGGCCGCGGUUUACGGGUUCCUGUCUCCUGUGUUCUACUCUGUUUACACGGUGGUGAGGGGGGUGUUGGGGCCGGCGUUUGUGUGGGAGAUGGGGGUGUUUUACUUGAGGGGAGGUGGGGAUGGGGCGAUUCCUACGUGGGUUUGGGGUUCUUGGAUGGUGGUGAUUGUGAGUGCGAUUUUGGUGAGUGAUUUGUGGGUUUGGAAUCGGUGGGUCGAUUGGUGCACACAGAGGAGGAAAAAGGAUUAGUCCAAGUGCUGGUAAGGUAAGUAAUAGAAAGAAUUGGAAACAAAGAUUUAUUUCCAUUUUUUUGGGUGGGUAUUGGAGGCAUGACAACCCACUCACUGUUAAUAACCAAGCCCGGUACAGAAGCUAUUUACUAGUAUUUCCCUUUAUUUAUGAACAAAUUCUUUAAAGCACAUGUUUUCUUUCUUUCUUUAUGUACAAAUUGUCGUAGAUUCUUUGCUAGUGGAGAUAUAUAUUGUUAUUACUGCUAUAGAUUUGCUGCUUCUGUUGUAUUCUGUGCUUUAUAAAUCUCUGUUAUCAA